CCUGAGGCCCUGAGGUUAUCCCACGUGGAUGGAUGUUUUUUGGGGCUCCGUGGGAAACUGCCGAAGCUUCCAGUUUUGUGGCCGGUCCCGCUGGGCGAAGCCAUGGCUACACGUAGCGGAUCGAUCCUGGCGGUAGCCGCCCUCGUGCUCCUGGCACUGUCGCAUGAUGCCCUGAGCUUUUCUCUGGGAUCCAGCAUCGGUGCAGCUGAAGCAAAGGCAUCUGACAUGCUGGCCUCACUUCAGAGGGGUGUUGCUGGCGUUCUGGCUGUCACAAGUGUGGCCUUGGUCAAUUUGAUUGUGAUGAUCAUUCCGGGCCUUGCCGUGCUGUUGUUGGGCUGGGCAGGGUACCGCAUCUACAGUACAGGUAGCUACAACUACCGAACCUUUCUCGGCUUGGGCAUUGCGCUAGGAUUGACCUAUGGCUUGAUCUGCCUGGGCGAGCGCUUCCGAUCCCCCGACUCAGCGACCGCGGCCACAGCCAGUGCCACGGACGCACAGGGGCAACUUGUGCGCAGCGGCGAGCUGGUGUUGCUGCAGAGCGGGGAGGUCGUGUUACGACCUGAUCCUCGGGUGUCUGCAGGACAUGCAGAGCCAGGUUGGCAGGAAUUCCUGGCGCAAAGCAUCCAAACGGCUUUGGUGGGGGGAAAUGAGCAGGUGGUGUUGGAGUUCUCCCGUCGGGGCUGCGCCUACUGUGCCAAGCAGUUGCCUGUGCUGCAGGAGGUGAUCCGCAGCCGUGCUGCCGCGGGGCGCUCCAUGGCCAUGGCCGGCGCCGGCACCGCCUUCGUCGGGGGCUCCUUGGCCUUGGCGCCUCUGAAGGUGUUCCUGCUGGAUGCGGAGGAAUUUCCACAGUUGGCACAAGGAUUUCAGGUGCAAGCCUUCCCGACCUUGUGGAUCUUUGGGCAGCCGCAGGUGGAUCCCAUCGUCACCCAAGGCUUCCUAGAGAGGCCCAAACUCGAGGAGAUUUUGCAGAUCGAAGCCACGAAGAGGCCGCCGAUGCCGAAAAAGAAAGGACCAUUGGCACGUUUCUUUCGGUGAGCCCUCGCGCUUUCCGUUCGACUUUUCUUGGGGUUGAUGGAUAGCAGAACAGAGC
Cladocopium goreaui is the source of this 1090-nucleotide messenger RNA. Lineage: Eukaryota; Dinophyceae; Suessiales; Symbiodiniaceae. The record is from the annotation of a GenBank genome assembly.